CCUUUUCCUACCAUUUUUCCUUUAACGACAUUUUCCUCCCUCCAAUUUUCCUUUCCACCACAUCAAACUUACACUCAGAUCUAGAAAAAGUGGAACAACGUAACGUAACACUACCACUGAACUUUACUGCGUUUUUAUGCACUCUACGCUACACACAAACACUGCAUACUUUUGCUUCUUUAUCUGUAAUUGAUCGUUGAUCAUCAGCAUUCAACGCUCUGUACCUGUGCCUGUCACCCAAGAGAUUUCAAGUUAGAAAAAAAUACAGAGGAAAAUAGAGCUGAAGUCAGUACAGGAGACGCAGGCACUGAAAUCGGCAGGAAAUGGUCAGAUCCGAUAUCGAUCUCCAUCGGCUGCAGAACUUUUAGAAUCACAACAAGGCCAAGCCGAGCUACUUCAAAUGGAUAAAAUAUCGAGGAAAACCAGGCAUGAGACAGUCUAUGACAAGAUACAAAGAUAUCGUGGUGCCAUACUCAUGAUCUCAGUCCCUGUCAUACUCAUCACUCUUCUGUGCUUUCUCAUGCCAUCACGCAUCCCUGCCAAUUCUAUAGAGUCCUUUCCUCGCAAGUUCGCUCCGAAUCCCAAAACCAGAGGCUAUGCUGUGAUUUUUGACGCUGGAAGUUCUGGUAGUAGGGUCCACGUCUUUUGCUUUGACAAGCAGUUGGAUCUUAUUCCUAUUGGCAAAGAACUCGAGCUUUUUGUGCAGAGAAAACCAGGUUUGAGUUCAUUUGCCAAUGACCCCAAGGCUGCUGCUCACUCUCUGCUAGAGCUUUUAGAGAAAGCAGAAGCUGCAGUUCCAAAAGAAUUGCAACAUGAUACACCAGUCAGAGUUGGGGCAACAGCAGGUCUUAGGCAACUAGAUGGCGAUACACCAGACAGGAUAUUGCAAGCAGUAAAGGAUCUUUUGAAAAACAGAGGCACAUUCAAGUCCAAGGCAGAUUGGGUCACCGUUCUUGAUGGAAAUCAGGAAGGUGCUUAUCAAUGGGUGACAAUCAACUAUUUACUAGGAAAUUUAGGUAAAGAAUAUCCGUCUACUGUUGGAGUGAUUGAUCUUGGAGGUGGAUCUGUACAAAUGGCAUAUGCCAUCUCUGAUGCUGAUGCUGCAAAGGCUCCUAGGGUAUCAGAUGGAGAGGAUACUUAUGUGCAGGAAAUGUAUCUCAAGGGUAGAAAAUAUAACCUUUAUGUCCACAGUUACUUGCACUACGGCUUAGAGGUUGGAGUAUCUGGUAAUCUAUGCAUCUUGUCAGGUUAUAAUGGUUUGUACAAAUAUGGAGGAGAAGAAUAUGAUGCAUCUGCUGUCUCAUCUGGUUCGAGCUUGAAUCCAUGUAGAGAAGCAGCUAAUAAGGCUCUUAAAAUUAAUGAACCUACAUGCACCUACAUGCAGUGCACUUUUGGCGGGGUGUGGAAUGGCGGAGGAGGGGAUGGUCGGAAGAAUCUAUUUGUUGCUUCAUUUUUCUUUGAUCGGGCGGCUGAGGCCGGUUUUGUGGAUCCAAACAAGGCUGUUGCUAAAGUCCGUCCAGCUGAUUUUGAGGAUGCAGCGAAAAUUGCUUGCCAAAUGAAACUGGUAGACGCCAAAUCUAGAUAUCCUCGUGUGGAUCCAGAUAAUUUACCGUACUUAUGCAUGGAUCUCACCUAUCAAUACACACUGCUCAUAGAUGGGUUUGGCCUAGACCCAAAUCAAGAGAUUACGUUGGUGAAAAAAGUCGAGUACCAAAAUUCGCUGGUUGAAGCAGCAUGGCCACUAGGUAGUGCCAUUGAGGUUAUGUCAUCGAAGACAUGAUUGCUAGGGACAGAGUUUAGUUGCAUGCAGUUAUUUCCCCGUCUCUGGUUCAUAAAUCAUAAGUAAAGCCAUAUUCGAGUUGAGAAUGCUGCCGCAUCUGAUAGAUAUCAAGUUUUGAGUUUUUGCUCACAAAGGAUAGAGAUCAAUAUUCUUUUCUUUUCUUUUCUUUUUUCGAUUCCAUUGCAGAAUAUGCCAAUUCAUAACUUGAACGAAUGAUGAUUUGACAAUGAUUAGAUUCCUAUUAAAACUAUGAGAAAUUCGUUUGAUAUUGUAUGAAUUUUGGCUCACUUUUGUAAUGUGAGACCAAGCAAAAUUAGUUCUGAUUUUCA
This is a messenger RNA of Olea europaea var. sylvestris, 2109 nucleotides long. Its product is annotated as apyrase 2-like. The transcript has 10 exons. Gene Ontology annotation, cellular component: membrane. The record is from RefSeq and is a predicted model, not a curated record. Lineage: Eukaryota; Viridiplantae; Streptophyta; Magnoliopsida; Lamiales; Oleaceae. Gene Ontology annotation, biological process: nucleoside diphosphate catabolic process. The coding region runs from base 401 to 1780 and encodes 459 amino acids. Gene Ontology annotation, molecular function: nucleoside diphosphate phosphatase activity.